CGAACGCGGCACGGACUCAGUCCUCCAGCGAACUCCGCGUUGAGGACUUGUUGAUCCUGUGAACCUACUCAUCAGGAGAUAGUCGAUCCUGCCCGGCCAAGGUGCAAAGGCGCUUCAAGCAAGUUGAGCCAGGGCGCGCAAAAAUAUUAGCGCCGAUCAGUGUAUCUCCAGCAACAUGAAGGCCUGUACGGCGAUAACGCUGGUACUUGUGGCGAACACGGCGUACAUCGGUGUCGAAGCUUGGGGUGGUCUUUUCAACCGCUUCAGCCCUGAGAUGUUAUCCAAUCUCGGCUACGGCGGUCACGGUGGAUAUAUAAAUCGUCCUGGGCUAUUACAGCAGGAAGGAUAUGGCGGCAUAUAUGGGGAAGCAGCUGAACCCACAGAAGAACCCUGCUACGAGAGGAAAUGCGUAUACAAUGAUCAUUGUUGCCCAGGUGCUAUUUGCGUAAACGUCGAUGGAGUUGUCGGAACAUGCGUCUACGACUUCGGCAUGAAACAAGGUGAGCUCUGCAGGAGGGAUAGCGAUUGCGAAACCGGCUUGAUGUGCGCCGAGAUGCCUGGUCGCGAAACGAAAUCGUGUCAACCGCCGACGACUUCGAACAAGUUAUACAACGAGGAGUGCACUAUGUCAAGCGAGUGUGACAUCAGUCGUGGACUGUGCUGUCAACUACAAAGACGACACCGACAAACUCCUAGAAAGGUUUGCUCGUACUUCAAGGACCCGCUAGUAUGCAUCGGCCCGGUGGCGACAGAUCAGAUUAAGUCCGUAAUCCAAUACACCUCCGGCGAGAAACGAAUCACCGGGCAGGGCAGCCGGUUAUUCAAGAGGAUGCCGUUCGCCUAAACGCCUGUUCGUCGUAUCCUGACAGCGCGUGACGGAGGGGAAGUAUAUACAGUCUAGAAUAAGUUACAAGAAAAUCAAAUUCUCCUUUAGUCGUUGUGAAGACACUUAGGUCUAAGCCGAUCCAACAUUAUCUCAAUCUCCUUCUUAGUCCUGACUCUCCUCCACGCCAACAAUACAUCGGGAAGUAUGACGUGAUAAGUGUGCGAUGAAAACAAAAAUAACUGUUACUCGGGGAGGUGCUAUUUCGGGGUGGUGCUUCUUCCUCGAGGGUAGCGCGACUGAAAAAAAAACCUCUGACACAUAUCAUAGUAACCCGUCUCAUAGGUCUCUAGGGAUAAAGGAUACGCUAGCGUAGUCGUGAUAAGGAAGAACGUGCGAAGAAUAAGGAUAAGAGCGCCGUUCACGACAAAGACGUUUCUUAAUGAUAUAGGGGCAUAUAAAGUACAUACAGAGCGUUUGAGAGAAGUAUAUCGUUAGAGACGGUUUAUCUACAGAUCUACCGGUUGAGCUUCUUUCCAUAGUAAGAAAUUAGCGAGUCACUUAAUCGUUCACUUAAUCGUGUUAAGACGUGAUUAUACUAACGAUAAGAUAAGUAUGUUGGAUGAGAAUGUGAUGAGAAGGUGCGCACAAAUAAGAAAGUAGAGUCGUAUAGUUAUCGUCAUAGUGUCAAUAUGUUGGCUACUCUAUUCCGUUAAUUAAUUAACGAUGCUCUUAUUAAAAAUACAGAACACAUGCAGCCGGUUAACAAACUAAUCUAUCGAGAAUCAUGCAGCGAUGCGCAGUGAUUUCUAAUAACUAUUCAUGCAAUGUGUUGUAUUCUGCAAACAAGAUUUCUCUGUCAACGAUAUGAAAAACGCCGAUACUGUGAACAAUAAUGUAUCUCAAGUUACACGGUGCAUCGAAUCUGCGGUUUUAGCUGCACUUUCAUGUACCUUCUUCACUUGAUAUUUUGCUGCAUAGCGCAAAUAUUGUCGAGAGACGAUAUUUAUUUCAAAAUUUUUAAAUAACGCUCGCGAAAAUAACCGAUUUAUAUGAUUACACAAAAAGAACUAUUUUCUAAUGUAUGAGAGCUCAUAUGUUAAAAUAAACGUAAUAACAUCAAGUAAUAAGUGAUCAAUUAAUUGAUAUUAUAUAUUCAUGAUAUUAAUUAAUAUCAUGAAUAAUUCUAAAAGGUGUGCCAAAAUUCUGAAAUAUCUUUCAGAUGUACGUUGCAUUCCUAUGCAACGAGAUCGUGACACAUUUGACAAAUAAUACGAUAAAGAAGGUGCAGC
Messenger RNA from Ooceraea biroi (clonal raider ant), 2115 nucleotides. RefSeq names its product ITG-like peptide. NCBI's taxonomy places the organism in Eukaryota, Metazoa, Arthropoda, Insecta, Hymenoptera, Formicidae. The record is from RefSeq and is a predicted model, not a curated record.